This is a messenger RNA of Penicillium vulpinum, 1602 nucleotides long. Its product is annotated as acyl carrier protein. Gene Ontology annotation, molecular function: fatty acid synthase activity; phosphopantetheine binding. Gene Ontology annotation, biological process: secondary metabolite biosynthetic process; fatty acid biosynthetic process. The coding region runs from base 1 to 1602 and encodes 533 amino acids. The record is from RefSeq and is a predicted model, not a curated record. The transcript is spliced from 5 exons. NCBI's taxonomy places the organism in Eukaryota, Fungi, Ascomycota, Eurotiomycetes, Eurotiales, Aspergillaceae.
AUGGUAGAACUUCCAGCCGCUCAUACAAGUGGCGUUAAAGCUUCCAAUUGCAUCUCGCACACCAGGCAGAGUUAUCCCUUCGAUGAGCACGGUGAUGUCUAUGGUCGCGGCGAGGCCGCAGUUGCCCUGGUUCUAAAACGACUGGAUGACGCAGUCCGAGAUGGAAACCCAGUUCGUACCAUCAUCCGCAACAGUGCCAUCGGUCAGGAUCAAAUCAAGCUGGCCCGGAUGACAUACAACCGUGCUGGGUUGCUGCCGAAGGAAGUUGCGUAUAUUGAGGCGCAUGGCAUCGGCACCAAAGCAGGCGAUCAUGAUGCGCUAAAUGCCAUCGCAGAAGCUUUUGGUAGCUCCCAGGGCCGCCCAGUUCCUCUUUCCAUCGGCUCCACCAAGGGCUCGAUGAGCCACGGUGGGAGUGCAGCUGGUCUGUCAAGCUCGCUCAAGGCAGCUGUCAUUUUGGACUGCGAGUUCCUUGGCCCACCUAUCUUGGUUUUACGCCUCGUGUCUCUCAACUGUGCCAUCGCCAAUUCCGACAAUACUGGUGCCCAUACUGGAGCUGCACAGAUUGUGAACAGUGAAAGACCCCUGGUGCUUUCUCCGGACGGUGCCGAGCUAUUUGUUGAGGACCAUGAAACCUUCGCGACACCUCUGCCUGCAGAUUUGGUUGAAAUCCAGGCCAACAAUCUUGCCAUCAUGGAGCAUGAUUCUUCCGCAAAAAUGGGCUCGUAUGCAGCUUUCGUCGCUAUCGUUGGUUCCAAUGUCACUUCCCUAGCGCUAGGUGAUCAUGUAAUUGCUCUGCUCGGUACCCCCAAGGCAGCUGCAAUGCUUCUGGAGACCAUGGCAGCUUCUUACGCUAUCCGUGAAGUGGGCCGUAUCCUCCCAAGACGGGUUACCGUACUUAUCCAUGGAGCUUGCACGGCAAUAAGCUUAGCUUUCUUCCUUUCGCUAUUAUCGGCCAAUUAUCUACUUGUAAAUAGCAUUGAUGCGAACUGCACUGGUGUCGAUGAAUGGCAGGAUUCUCUGGCGCAUCAGGAACAGCCACAUCCAUCCCCAGGAACACAUUUCAUGACCGUGAACCUCGACUGGCCUGAAGACACUUUGCCCGCCAACAAUGAUGAUACUCAGAUUCAGGAUGAGCUUCGACGUGUCGGUCUUGAGCUCAUCCGAUCGGAUCAUCCGACCCGCCGUCACAGCUUCGACGCCGAGUCCCUGGCGAGUGCAACCGCACCCAAUGGCCCUAUUCACUCCGCAUUGUUCCGUGAGGCUCGGGGCGGCAUCAAUGGGGGUAAACUCGAUGAUGGUGACUAUGAGGAAGAGCAAUCGUUUGAGCAAGUCAUCGCCGCCGGUAACGAGGAUGCUGUAGCCGAGUUCAUCUUGCGUGCGAUAACAAGGAAAAUCUCCCAGUUUCUUUCGGUGGAUGUGGGGACCGUUGAUGAAAUACUGGCUCUGGGCUUGGAUUCUCUGGUUGCUGUUGAGUUGCCGAAUUGGAUCUUGAAGCGGUUUGAGGCGACCUUGCAGUCGUCGGAUAUGCUGAGAAACCAGACUCCGCGUGCACUCGCGGAGAAAUUUGGUGCUCGAUCUAGUCUAGUUAAUGCUCUUGCUUGA